AAAUGGCAAUUCCUUGAGCCUUGGGGCGAAGGCAAUGUGCGAUCGAGCGCACAGAAAACCGGGCGGGACAGCGAGAGAGAGAGAGAGGAGUUCGGGCGGUUAGGCCGUCGUCGUCUCGUUUCGCCAGAGUCCGGUCACCGCCGCCCAACUCGUCUCUUCUAAAUCUUUAGAUUAUCAGAGAAGUCGCGUGGCUUCGGCGAUGAGUGCCGGGCAUCGAGGUCUGCUUUUCGCCAGAUCCCGAUCGGAGCCGGCGUCUCCUCCUCCGCGGUGAGCGAAGAGAGGGAGGGGAGGGAGCGAGGAUGCCGCUCGUGCGGUUCGAGGUGAGGAACGAGUAUGGGUUGGGAGAUCCGGAGCUCUACCGUGGGCUGGCCAAGAAGGAGGACCCCAAGGCUCUCUUGGAUGGGGUUGCGGUCGCGGGCCUUGUUGGGAUCUUGAGACAGCUGGGCGAUCUCGCCGAGUUUGCUGCAGAUGUUUUCCAUGACCUGCAUGAACAAGUGACAGCUACAGCUGCAAGGGGGCGUAAAAUGUUGACUAGAGUAAAGAACAUAGAAGCAGCACUUCCAUCAGUUGAGAAGGCCAUUCAGGGCCAAACAAGUCAUAUACAUUUUGCUUAUGUAGCAGGUUGUGACUGGCAUGCCCAUCUCCGGAAUGAACAGAGUCACCUCCUAUUCCAUGAAUUGCCACACUUUAUGAUGGAUUCCUAUGAAGAAUGUCGUGAUCCACCACGUUUGUACCUGCUUGACAAAUUUGAUAAUGCUGGUGCUGGAGCUUGCUUAAAGAGAUAUUCAGAUCCAUCCUAUUUUAGGAGGGUUUGGGCUCUAUCAGAAUCAGAUAAAGGUGAACAUGCACGGAAAGAAAAGAAAACUCUGAAGUUCAAGAGAAAAGGAUCACAUCUGAAGAAUGGAGAAGUUCAUGCAGCAUACACAUCAGGGCGCAGUAACAGCCUAGCUAGCAUCUUACAUUUUGCAUCUCCAAGCACUGACGCGCAAAGCUCUUCGACCGAGAAUAUAUCAACACCUGAUAUGAGAUUCAAUCCUGAAAUUGCUGGCAAAUCCAGGCCUUUUGAUUCAAAGAUUAGGUCAAGUUAUGUUGAAGAAGUUUCAGAUACAAACCCGUCAGUGGUGCCUGUUGUCCCAGAAUAUGAUAAACUGUCUGAUUCUAAGUUACAUAUCAAACAAAGUGGUUCUUGUGCUUCUGUUUUACAUGAUGAACCUAAUGGAGAUGUUGCAGACAGUAAUUCUCAACAUGAUUCUUUGCGAGGGCAGAGUGUUGACAGAUCAUCUUCUGUUACAUGGGAUGAAAAAAUUGAAAUUAUUAAGGCUACCAGUCCCAUAUCAUGCGAUGACAUAAUUGCAGAUAAGCUCCAAGAUUCAGAGUCUCUGCCAGUAAACUCUGAACCACCAAAAAUGGAUCAUACAAAAGUUGAAGUCUCAGAGCAAGAGGACAUCUUGUUUGAUAUUGCUAAAUUGCCAGUAUCAUUAUCUGGUGUGAACCACAUUGACGAAGUCACAAGUGAGACAGAUAACUAUAUGGAUGCACUUAAUACACUAGAAUCUGAGGCAGAUACAGAAGCUGAAUGCCAAACCAAACGGGAAGUCAAUGCAGUAUCAAAUUUCAAUUCUCAAGGAAUGGAAUCUGGAACUGGAAAGAUUUGGGAGACAGCUGGGAAAAAUCCUGAUUCCUGUGAUAAUAAAUCUUUGAAUGCAUCUAAUGGGCUCUUAAACCAAGAUGUGUCUCCAAAAUUUUCGAACUUGGUCUCUUCGAAUAGUUUGGAAUGUGUACAGUCACCUCACGUGACUGACUCUGCUUCCAACCCAGAAUGCUCUAUUGCCAAUGAUUUGUCUGAAAAUAAUUAUCAUGAUAUCAUGAGAAGGAAUGGCUAUGAAGGCAUUGACAAUGAUCCAUCUCCAGAUUCAAGCAUUCCUAGUUUGCAAACCAGGUUGGGCAGUGAAAUUCUAAUAGAGACAUCCAUGUCUCAACAUUCUCCUUCUGUUGAUACUGCUGACAUGUCUUCCAUUAAACUGUGGACAAAUGCUGGCCUUUUUGGUGUUGAACCUUCAAAACCUCCAGAUCUUGGUGUUCCAAAUAUUGCAAGUGAGAAUACUGUAUCUGAUUCUAAAAGUUAUACAUGUGAUCUUUUAAGUGACACAGAGAAAACUAACUUGCAUGCUAAUGGAUUAGCUUCCAAAUCAGACACUUUAGAUAUGCCAAAUGAAAGCAUGUUAAAUGGUUUCAACUCGAUGAAGAAAAUAGAUGAGACAUUGUCUACUUCAAAUUCCUUAGUUCAGAGUAAUUUAAGUGGUGAUCACUUGUUUGUCAGAGCAUAUAAUGCGGCACAACAGCAUGAUCCAUCCAAUUGUUCCCCAUCCUUCAAAGCAUACCUACAUGGGGAUAGGCCUAUCAAGCAGAUGUCAUCUUGUUCCCCAUCCUUUACUGGCAUCUAUGCUCUCUCUGAUGAACCUGAUCUAACAAGAAACAAUGGCCUUGCUCCUAACGCUGAACUAUCAGCUACUUGUAAUAUUGAGUCACAAUGCAGUGAAGCUGGCCAAAGCGCAAAUAUUAUCUCAUCCAGUUUUACUGGCCUUGCACAGAGAUUUCUUGCAAAUACUCUUAGAAAAGCAUCACUUACUGCACCAACUGGAACGAUGAAUGCUGAAGAAAGGAAGUCAGAGGAGAGUUACCUUCCAAAUAACCACCAGAACACACCAACUGGAGUUGUAUCUCAGGAUUCCAAUGAAGAGAACACCAAAGAAAAGAUUGGACAUAGAGCAUUGAAAAAUUCUCUCUCUUCUACCUCGCAUUACUCAGAGCAAUCCUCUCCACCACUUGAACACAUGAAGAUCUCUUUUCAUCCUAUGAAUGGCUUGGAAUCCAAAUUGAAACUGGAAUUUCCCAAUGGCAACCUCCAUGAAAGCAUUGAAGAUUUGAUGUUUCCAUCAUUUCAGUUGCUUCCAGAGCCUGUGGUUCCUUUGGCAGACAGUGGCUCUGAUUCAGAUGAUGACACAUUUUGUAGGUCUUGUCCAUAUUCUUCCGAGGAUCUUCUCAGCCCUCGCUCGUAUUCGAACUCUGAGCUGUGGGAACAAGAUGAAAGAAAUGGAUGCAAAGAGCAUGGGUUAUUUGGUGAUUCACAUGGAAUUUCAUCUUCAACAACAUCCAUCUCUAACAACAUGAGAUUUGAGCAAUUGAACCAUUCCAGCAAAGUCACAGUCAAUGGAUUUGGGGAUUUGGAGGCUGAGAAUGGCACAUUGUCUUUUCGAUCUGGUUCCAUAGUGGACCUCCCUGGUCUUGAAUCUGUUAUCUCAUUGAAAAAUCAAUGGGAAGGAAGAUUUGUUUUCUUGUCAGAUGAUCCAAUGAUCUCUACAUUGCAAGCCCCAGAUCGGCAGCCACCACCGCCACCUCUCCCUCCAAUGCAGUGGAGAAUAAUGAAGCCAUCAAUUGCUUCACGAGAGGAUAGAGAUGCUAAUACUGUUGCCCAUGUUAACCAGUUUGAUGCUCUACAAGAUCCAACUUUUGCUGCUCUGCAGCAAGAACAAAGUGCACCAAAACCACCAUCUAUCUCUGAAGUGAUCGCACCACAUCCCAAGAAGAAUAUGCAAGAUCAGCAGAAGCUGAAUGGGCACAAAGAGUCAAAGCACGUUGCUGAUAACAAGGAACUAAGGGAAGAGUUGCUACAUCAUAUAAGGGACAAGCAUGAUCAGCAGAAGCUGAAUGGACACAAAGGACUGGAAAAUGAGAGUGCUAGCAAUAAGGAUCUUGAUGAAAGGGGGGAAUUGCUACAUCAGAUCAGGAACAAGACAUUUAACCUGAGACACACCAUGACAUCAAAGCCAACUAUCGUUUCACAGCCUACCACCAAUGUCAAUGUUGCUGCAAUCUUAGAGAAGGCAAAUGCAAUCCGCCAGGCAUUUGUGGGUAGCGAUGAGGGUGGUGAUGAUGACAACUGGAGUGAUGGAACGAACGCUCAUCGGAGAGGGAAAGACAUGUCGAAGAAUUCGCUGGAGAGGCAUGCGUCGGUGGAUGCGCAGCUGAGGCUUCUGGCGCCGGGGAAGGUGUCGGAGGACGACAAGCUGGUGGAGUACGACGCUCUGCUCUUGGAUCGCUUUCUUGACAUCCUACAGGACUUGCAUGGCGAAAAUCUCAGGGAAACGGUUCAAGAAUGCUACGAACUCUCUGCCGAGUAUGGGAGGAAGCAGGACCUAAAAAAGCUGGGUGAAUUGGGGAAUGUGCUCACCAGUCUGGAUCCCGGGGAUUCUAUUGUGGUUGCUAGCUCAUUCUCCCACAUGCUUAACCUGGCCAACUUGGCUGAGGAGGUCCAGAUCGCCCAUCGGCGGAGGAUCAAGCUGAAAAAGGGAGAUUUUGCCGAUGAGAAUUCUGCACCCACUGAGUCAGACAUCGAGGAGACUCUUAAAAGGCUUGUGGUGCAGCUGAAGAAGUCACCUCAGGAGGUCUUUGAUGCUCUCAAGAACCAGACAGUUGAUCUGGUUUUCACUGCACACCCUACUCAAUCAAUCCGCAGAUCUCUGCUUCAGAAACAUGCAAGGAUAAGGAAUUGUUUGGCACAACUUAAUGCCAAGGACAUUACUCCCGAUGACAACCAGGAGCUUGAUGAAGCUCUUCAGAGAGAGAUUCAAGCUGCCUUUAGAACUGAUGAAAUCCGAAGAACACCACCAGCUCCACAGGAUGAAAUGCGGGCAGGCAUGAGUUAUUUUCAUGAAACAAUUUGGAAGGGAGUGCCAAAAUUCUUGCGCCGUGUUGAUACUGCUCUGAAGAACAUCGGGAUCAAUGAGCGGGUUCCUUAUAAUGCUCCUCUUAUUCAAUUUUCUUCCUGGAUGGGUGGUGACCGUGAUGGAAAUCCUAGAGUUACUCCAGACGUUACAAGGGAUGUAUGCUUAUUGGCUAGAUUGAUGGCUGCAAACUUGUACUACUCCCAGAUAGAAGAUUUAAUGUUUGAGCUGUCCAUGUGGCGCUGCAGUGAUGAACUACGAGUUCGAGCUAAUGAACUGCACCAGUCCUCAAAGAAAGAUGCAAAACAUUAUAUAGAGUUUUGGAAACGAAUUCCUCCAAAUGAACCUUAUCGUGUUAUACUUGGUGAUGUGAGGGAUAAGCUAUAUAAUACACGUGAGCGUUCCCAUCAACUAUUGUCAAGUGGAUAUUCUGACAUUCCUGAGGAAGCCACUUUUACCAAUGUUGAGCAGUUUCUCGAACCCCUUGAGCUCUGUUACAGAUCACUUUGCUCUUGUGGUGAUAGACCAAUUGCUGAUGGAAGCCUUCUUGACUUCUUGCGCCAAGUAUCAACUUUUGGCCUCUCUCUCGUGAGACUAGAUAUCAGACAAGAGUCUGAUAGGCACACUGAUGUUAUUGAUGCUAUCACUAGACAUCUUGGAAUUGGAUCAUACCGUGAUUGGCCUGAGGAACAACGUCAGGAGUGGCUGCUGUCCGAGCUUAGGGGCAAGCGCCCUCUAUUUGGUCCUGAUCUUCCCCAAACAGAGGAAAUUGCUGAUGUCUUGGAUACAUUCCAUGUCAUAGCAGAGCUUCCUGAUGAUAAUUUCGGGGCCUAUAUCAUCUCAAUGGCAACUGCUCCAUCAGAUGUGCUUGCAGUCGAGCUCUUGCAGCGUGAAUGCCGUGUGAAGAAACCAUUGAGAGUUGUGCCAUUGUUUGAGAAACUUGCAGAUCUUGAGGGAGCACCUGCAGCUCUAGCCCGACUCUUCUCAAUAGACUGGUACAGAGAUCAGAUUAAUGGAAAACAGGAGGUCAUGAUUGGGUAUUCAGAUUCUGGUAAGGAUGCUGGUCGUUUAUCUGCAGCUUGGCAGUUAUAUAAAGCUCAAGAGGAGCUCAUAAAGGUUGCUAAGCAAUAUGGAGUGAAGUUGACAAUGUUUCAUGGACGAGGGGGGACUGUUGGGAGAGGAGGUGGUCCUACUCAUCUUGCUAUAUUGUCUCAGCCGCCAGACACUAUUCAUGGAUCACUCCGUGUGACAGUUCAAGGUGAAGUCAUUGAGCAGUCUUUUGGAGAGGAACAUCUGUGCUUUAGAACUCUUCAACGUUUCACCGUAGCUACCCUUGAACAUGGUAUGCACCCUCCAAUUUCUCCAAAGCCAGAAUGGCGUGCACUGAUGGAUGAGAUGGCUGUAGUAGCCACAAAGGAAUAUCGCUCGAUUGUCUUUCAAGAACCACGCUUUGUCGAAUACUUCCGCCUGGCCACGCCUGAGCUGGAAUAUGGUAGGAUGAACAUUGGCAGCAGGCCAUCGAAAAGGAAGCCUAGUGGGGGCAUAGAAUCACUCCGUGCAAUUCCAUGGAUUUUUGCUUGGACACAGACAAGGUUUCACCUUCCCGUGUGGCUUGGAUUUGGUGCAGCAUUCAAGCACAUCAUGGAAAAGGAUAUCAGAAAUCUUCAUACACUGCAAGAAAUGUACAAUGGAUGGCCAUUUUUCAGGGUCACAAUAGACUUGGUGGAGAUGGUUUUUGCUAAGGGAGAUCCAGGAAUUGCUUCUUUAUAUGACAAAUUGCUUGUAUCUGAAGAUUUAUGGCCAUUUGGGGAGCGACUGAGAACCAACUAUGAAGAGACAAAACGCCUUCUUCUUCAGGUUGCUGGUCACAAGGAUCUUCUCGAAGGCAAUCCUUACUUGAAGCAGAGAUUAUGUCUCCGUGAUUCUUACAUAACCAGUCUGAAUGUUUGUCAAGCUUACACACUGAAGCAGAUCAGGGACCCCAAUUUCCAUGUAAAGGUAAGGCCACACUUGUCCAAGGAGAUCAUGGAUUCUAGCAAGCCAGCUGCUGAAUUAGUGAAGUUGAAUCCCACAAGCGAAUAUGCCCCUGGGCUGGAAGACACACUUAUCUUGACCAUGAAGGGUAUUGCUGCUGGCAUGCAGAAUACUGGUUAGGUUGGUAAGUUUAUUAGACGCUCCUCAUAGAUUUCAAGAACCGUGUGUUGUGUCUUGUCUGGUAAAGAGUUCAACAUGCCUUCAUGCUUUCGCAGCUUUACAACAUUUUUGAGAGUACUUGGUAUACAAUUCGACUGUUAAGUGUUUCUGUAUUUUGCCAGAAGAAACUGUUUCUGCAGUGUUGCUCCUUUCGACAUAAAUUAUAAGAGCCUUUGUGCUGGCUGGAAUAAUAUGUCAAGUUUAUCUCUGCUUUGCUCUUUACCAUAAUAAUUAUGCAAGCAUAUGCUCGCUGUUGUCUCA
Elaeis guineensis (African oil palm) is the source of this 7178-nucleotide messenger RNA. RefSeq lists its product as uncharacterized. NCBI's taxonomy places the organism in Eukaryota, Viridiplantae, Streptophyta, Magnoliopsida, Arecales, Arecaceae. Gene Ontology annotation, molecular function: phosphoenolpyruvate carboxylase activity; actin binding. The record is from RefSeq and is a predicted model, not a curated record. Gene Ontology annotation, cellular component: chloroplast; cytosol; apoplast. Gene Ontology annotation, biological process: carbon fixation; tricarboxylic acid cycle; leaf development.